UCAGCUCUAUCUUUCCACUCUUUGACGACAGUACGGCCUCCAUAUUGUUAACGUUGUUAAACCUUCUGACCGGUGUUACAGUUAGUUAUUAACGUGACAACGAUGAAGCGCAACGCAUGUCUUUGGGUGGCUUUAUCCGCUUACCUUGUGCAGCAAUGCGUUUGUCAACAGCAGCUAAAAUCUUCAAACAUACAAGAAGAUCCAUGUAAAUCUAAAACUAAAGUGGUCCCUGAUGCAUCUUAUUGUGAUCGUUAUUGGGAAUGCAAUGAUGGUCAACCAGAACUCUACGACUGUCCAAAUGGGUUGGUUUAUGCAGGUAAACAUAGGGGUGUGACUGAAGGAUGUGACUAUCCAUGGAGAUCCGAUUACUGCGAAGGCAAAACUCAAGCUAAUGGGCCCAUAUCUCGUGAUCACUGCGAUUGGUUAUAUGGUAUAUUUGGUCACGAAACGUCGUGCACUCGGUACUGGACAUGUUGGAAUGGAACAGCCACUGAACAAUUAUGUAUUGGUGGAUUGCUAUACAAUGAAGAUACUCAUUCCUGCGACUGGCCUGAGAACGUUGAGGGUUGUCAAAAACACCCUCUUUGUAACGAGGACGCCAAUGGAAACGUACCGCUUGGAAAAUCUUGUAAUAGAUACUGGCAAUGUCAAGGAGGUUAUCCGAGGUUACAAAGGUGUCCUGCUAUGCUGGUGUUUGACAAGAGAACUCUGAGAUGUGUAGUGCCACCCACUGAAGACUGUGAAGUACCAUCCACUCCUGCUCCAUCACCAGAUGACUUACCUGCUAAUGAAGAGGAAGGUGGUAAUAGCGAAGAAAACAUUCCCGCUCAACCUCAACAACCACUGCAACAACAGCAGCCUAAAACUAACACUCCACAACGUCAGCAACCGCAAAGAAGUUCUCAGCAGUCACAACAACAACAGCGGCAGCCACAGCAACAGAGACAGCAACAACCACAACAAUUUCAACCCCAGCAACAGAGACAGCAACAACCACAACAAUUUCAGCCACAGCAACAACAACCUCAGCAAUUGCAACAACAAACACAGCAAUUGCCACAACAACAAGCGUCACAACAAUUUAGAGCUCAGCCUCAACAACAGUUCCAAAUCAAUCAGCAAAGACCCCAACAGUUCCAACUUCCUCCAAUAGCUGAACAACAACAACAGUAAUAAUAUACUUAGCACACGAGAAAAGAAUCAUUUAAUAAUGAUAACUUGUUACAGUAACAACAACUGGCUGCACUAGUAUAAUGUUUCUGUGAAUUAUUAUUUUUUUAUACUUACUACUCAAUAAUUUCCGGUUCUUCUAAUUACAGACAAAACUUGCAAUACAUUUUUAAAAUAUUAUGCUUGGAUACCUAAUUCAAUGAAUAUAUUGUUAGUAUUUGAGUAUUACCUUCUUAUGUAUCAACUUAUGCCAGUUAAUUUAUUAUGCCUUUUCAAAAUGUAACUUGAAACCGUUUAUGCAUUUAAAUAUAUUUUUAUUCAUUAAUUUUUAACACAUUUUAAAAACUGUUUAUAACAUUUUUUAUUGUUAAAUAAUACGAAAAAAAUUAGACAAAUAAUUGUUAAAUAUACAUUAAGUUUUUUUCUAUAUAAUUUUAGAUAUUUCAUUGUAAUUACCAAAGGACUGAAUGAACGCAAU
This is a messenger RNA of Daktulosphaira vitifoliae (grape phylloxera), 1648 nucleotides long. RefSeq names its product protein obstructor-E-like. The record is from RefSeq and is a predicted model, not a curated record. Lineage: Eukaryota; Metazoa; Arthropoda; Insecta; Hemiptera; Phylloxeridae. Gene Ontology annotation, cellular component: extracellular region. The transcript has 4 exons. Gene Ontology annotation, molecular function: chitin binding. The coding region runs from base 103 to 1173 and encodes 356 amino acids.